AUGGCGGAUUACCACACGGUGUAUAAGGAGCCAGAUGGCACAACGACGGAAUGGGAAGACCUUCAGGUGAAAUACGGCAACCUUGCACCGCGUGAGAAGCCCAAGGCAGCGGCAUGGGAGCCUGCGGAGGAGAGAAAGCGCACAGAUGAGCUGGAUACGCGCACAGCUGAUGAGCUGGACGACCUGGAGGAUGACGUGGAUGAUGACCGGUUCAUGGAGGAGUACAGGAGGCAGCGGGUGGCGGAGCUGAGGGCAGCAGCAGCACGGCCGCGGUACGGAGGGGUGGAGAGGAUUACGGGGCCGGACUUCGUGAGGGAGGUGACGGAGGCGAGUCAGAGCGUGUGGGUGGUGGUGCACCUCUUCCGUGACAGUGUGGCAGCCUGCAGCAUCAUCAGCAACUGCCUCUCAGACCUUGCUCGCUCGCACCCGCAGACCAAGUUUGUUCGCAUAGUGAGCACCGAGUGCAUCCCCAACUACCCCGAUGCGCACCUGCCCACGCUGCUCGUGUACCACAAGGGGGCCCUCAAGGCCACCCUGGCUGGCAUGCACCAGUUUGGAGGAAAGAACUGCACCACACAAGAUGUGGCGUUUGCGUUGUGCAAGGUUGGGCCUGUUUUAGCAAGCGAGGACGAGGAUGAGGAAGCAGUGAUGGAGCGGGUACAAAAGGAUUAUGUAAAAAACAUUGUGAAGAGGCAUGUGGAGAAGGGAGAUGAUGAAGAUGAUGAUUAG
Molecule: messenger RNA, 729 nt
Organism: Closterium sp. Naga37s-1
Lineage: Eukaryota; Viridiplantae; Streptophyta; Zygnematophyceae; Desmidiales; Closteriaceae
Source: the annotation of a GenBank genome assembly